Solanum verrucosum is the source of this 897-nucleotide messenger RNA. RefSeq lists its product as uncharacterized. NCBI's taxonomy places the organism in Eukaryota, Viridiplantae, Streptophyta, Magnoliopsida, Solanales, Solanaceae. The transcript has 4 exons. The coding region runs from base 1 to 897 and encodes 298 amino acids. The record is from RefSeq and is a predicted model, not a curated record.
AUGUCGGAGGCAGAGGUUAGGUUGGCUCUUCUAAUGUUGGCCCAAGUCGUGACAACUCAAUCCCGAGCUAUGACAGCCCAAGCCAAUAGAGAUGUUGGAACUUAUGUGAACCCUAAUGUGAACUACACGGAUUUUAGAUUGAGGGAUUUUGUUAAAAUGAACCCUCCCAAGUUUCUUGGUUCCAAAGUGGGAGAGGAUCCUCAAGAAUUUGUGGAUGAGAUAAAUAGGCCGGUAGAAGCGGGUCCCAUUGAUUGGGAGGUGUUUAAGGAAGCAUUUAUUGAUAGGUUCUUUCCCCGUGAGUUGAGGGAUGCCAAGGUGGAGGAAUUCAUUAACCUUAGGAAAGGUAGCAUGAGUGUUCAAGAGUAUGCUUUAAAAUUUACCCAACUAUCCAAGUAUGCUCCAUCUAUGGUGGCAGAUCCGAGGGAUGGGAUGAGUAGAUUUGUGACAGGUCUAAUGGGCAAGGCCGACAAAAGUUUAAACAAGGGUAUUUCGGUCAAGAUUCCUCCAAUACCCCCUAGGUCUAACCAAGAAAAGGGUAGUGGGUCUCCAUUUCCUAAUCCUACUUGCACCAAAUGUGGACAUAAGCACCAUGGUAAGUGGCUAGUCGGUACGGAUGGUUGCAAUGGAUGUGGAAAGAGUGAUCAUCAAGUGAAAAAUUGCCCUACACUCUCGGCAAAAGGAAUAGAGGCCAAGCAAGCUUCUCCUAGUGAUCUGGUUCCCAUUCCUCUAAAUUAUGGUCGCUUCUAUGCACUCUGGUCUAGAGAGGACAAAGGAGUCUCUCCGGAUGAAGGCACAUCUGCUGGAAAUUUGAGCGAGCAAGGUUGGGGAUCGCCAACCCGUUUGGCGCAUCGCCCAAAUGUCUCUCCAAUCGCCAAGUUGGCUGGAUUCUUGGGGUGA